AUGGCCUCAUGCUGCUCCACUGCUGAAGCCAACUCCGACGGCCGCACUGCCCUCCAUCUGGCAGCCCUCCACGGCCAGCCCGACGCUGUCCGUAACCUCCUCGACGCCGGAAUGUCCCCCUCAACCCCAGACAACAACGGCCAGACUCCCCUCCACAUCGCAGCCCAGGGCUCCUCCCCGGAAGUCGUCGACCUCCUCCUGGAGACAGACAAAACGGGGGUUAGCUGUUCCGCACGCGACAACCACGGGCGCACCGCCGUGUUCUACGCAUACUCGAAUCCCUGCCUUGACGUCCUCGCGCGCUUUCUCUCCUACGUCCCUGUCUGCGGCACCGGGUGUGCCCUGACGCCGGAGAUUGUGCUCCAGUCGAAUGCGAAUAUAAGCGAUUCCAGUUACUUUGCCAAAGCGCCUUGUGGACCUGCCUCGGCUGCGAAUAAGUGUUGCAUGAAGUCGUAG
Aspergillus puulaauensis is the source of this 456-nucleotide messenger RNA. Its product is annotated as ankyrin repeat domain-containing protein. Bases 1 to 456 code for a protein of 151 amino acids. Gene Ontology annotation, molecular function: protein binding. Lineage: Eukaryota; Fungi; Ascomycota; Eurotiomycetes; Eurotiales; Aspergillaceae. The transcript has a single exon. The record is from RefSeq and is a predicted model, not a curated record.